AUGAAUAAGGUUAUCUUAAGCAAUGACUUCUUCAAAGAAUUCACAUUUAAUUUGACCUUAUUUAAAUGUCUACAGGUGCUCGGAUUGGUUCUCGGAGAAUUGCGAAUAGAGACAAAAGGUCAACACGGAGAAGAAGAGACUGCAGUACAAGGCCUAAGGAGAUAUAAACGUGAAUGGGUGAAAUUUGCAAAACCCUGCAGAGAAAGAGAAGACAACUCGAAAAGAAACCCAAUUGCCAAAAUUACGUCAGAUUUCCAAGCAACCCAGAAAAUAACCUACCGAAUUUCUGGAAUGGGAAUUGAUCAACCCCCUUUUGGAAUCUUUGUUGUUGACAAAAACACUGGAGAAAUUAACAUAACGGCCAUAGUCGAUCGUGAGGAGACUCCAAGCUUCCAGAUAACCUGUCAUGCUAUGAAUGCCCAAGGACAAGAUGUAGAGAAACCACUUAUAUUAACAGUUAAAAUUUUAGACGUGAAUGACAAUCCUCCAAUAUUUUCACAAAGUGUAUUCAUGGGUGAAAUUGAAGAAAACAGUGCUUCAAACUCACUGGUGAUGAUACUAAAUGCCACAGACGCAGAUGAGCCAAACCACCUGAACUCUAGAAUUGCCUUCAAAAUCGUCUCUCAGGAACCUGCAGGCACACCCAUGUUCCUCCUAAGCAGACACACUGGCGAAGUCCGUACCUUAACCAAUUCUCUUGAUCGAGAGCAAGUUAGCAACUAUCGUCUUGUUGUGAGCGGUGCAGACAAAGACGGAGAAGGACUAUCGACUCAAUGUGAAUGUAGUAUUAAAGUAAAAGAUGUCAAUGAUAACUUCCCAAGGUUCAGAGAAUCUCAGUAUUCAGCACACAUUGAGGAAAAUACUUUAAGUUCUGAGUUGAUUCGAUUUCAAGUUAUAGAUUGGGAUGAAGAAUUCACAGAUAAUUGGCUUGCAGUGUAUUUCUUUACCUCUGGAAAUGAAGGGAAUUGGUUUGAAAUACAAACUGAUCCGAGAACCAAUGAAGGUAUCCUGAAGGUGGUUAAGGCUCUAGAUUAUGAACAGCUACAAAAUGUGCAACUUGGUAUUGCUGUCAAAAACAAAGCUGAAUUCCACCAAUCAGUAAUCUCUCAGUAUCGAGUCCAGUCAAUCCCAGUGACGAUUCAAGUGGUGAAUGUGAAAGAAGGAAUUGCAUUCCGUCCUUCUUCCAAGAAAUUUACUGUGCAGAAAGGCAUAAGUACUAAAAAAUUGGUCAAUUAUGUCCUGGGAACAUAUCAAGCCACUGAUGAAGACACCGGUAAUGCUGCCUCAUAUGUCAAGUACAUCAUGGGGCGUAAUGAUGGUGGUUUGCUAUACAUCAAUUCCAAAACUGCUGAAAUCAAAUUUGUCAAAAACAUCGAUCGGGAUGCUACUUUCAUAGUUAACAAGACAAUCACAGCUGAGGUUCUGGCCAUCGAUGAAAACACGGGUAAAACUUCUACAGGCACCGUAUAUGUCGAAGUACCGAGUUUUAACGAAAAUUGUCCAACAAUCGUCCUUGAAAAGCAAACAAUCUGUAGUUCACGACCUUCUGUGGUUGUCUCAGCUAGAGCACUCGAAAAUAAAUAUACUGGCCCCUACACAUUUUCCCUGGAGGAGCAACGUCUAAAAUUGCCAGUUGUAUGGAGUAUCACAACACUCAAUGCUACUUCCGCACUCCUCAAUGCUCAGCAACGGGUGUCUCCGGGAACGUACACAAUCUCGCUCACAGUCACCGACAGUCAGAACACACAAUGUGAGACACCAGAGAGACUGACGCUGGAGGUCUGUCAGUGUGACAACAGGGACACCUGUGAAAAUUCUGGGGGACACAAAGACCCUGACGGCACACGUGGAGGCUCAUCAUGGAGGCUGGGGCCUGCAGCCAUCGGCCUGAUAUUCCUUGGUCUUCUUCUGUUGCUAUUGGUCCCCCUUCUGCUGCUGACCUGUGACUGUGGGAUGGGUUCUCUGGGGGGAGUGACAGGAGGAUUUCUCCCAGUUCCUGAUGGUUCAGAAGGAACAAUUCAUCAGUGGGGAAUCGAAGGAGCUCAGCCUGAAGACAAGGAGAUCACAAAUAUCUGUGUGCCACCUAUAACUGCCAGUGGAGCCGAUUUCAUGGAAAAUUCUGAAGUUUGUACAAAUACCUAUGCUGGAGGGACAGUGGUGGAAGGAGCUUCGGGAAUGGAACUGACCACCAAGCUUGGAGCCGCAACAGGAGCUGGGGCCGCUGCAGGAUUCGGAGCAGCCGCUGGCCUUGGCAUUGGCUCCGCAGGACAGUCCGGAACAAUGAGAACGAGGCAUUCCACAGGAGGAACCAAUAAGGACUAUGGGGAAGGGGCAGUAAACAUGAAUUUCCUGGACUCCUAUUUUUCUCAGAAAGCGUUUGCCUGUGCAGAAGAAGACGACGCCCAGGAAGCAAAUGACUGCUUGCUGAUCUAUGAUAACGAAGGAAUGGGUGCCCCCAGUUCCCCCGUGGGCUCCGUGGGUUGUUGCAGUUUUAUUGCCGAUGAGCUGGAUGACAGCUUCUUGGACUCACUUGGCCCCAAAUUUAAAAAGCUUGCAGAGAUAAGCCUUGGGAUUGAUGAUGAAGCCAAACAAUCUCAGCCACCUACCCAAGACAGCCAUUCUAGGAUUGAAUCCUGUGGCUAUUCCCUAGAUGCCCAACAGCCAGAAUCUGUUAGGGGCCAGACUGUGUCAGGCAGUCAAGGAGCUUCCGCUUUGUCUGCUUCCAGCUCUGUUCUCCAACCAGCCAUUGCCAUCCCUGACCCUUUGCAGCAAGGUAGCUAUUUGGUAACAGAGACUUACUCAGCCUCUGGUUCUCUCGUACAACCUUCCACUACAGUCUUUGAGCCACGUCUCACACAAAAUGUAAUAGUGACAGAAAGAGUGAUUUGUCCCAUUGCCAAUGUUCCUGGCGACCUACAAACUCCAGCAGAGCUACGGGGGUCACGUAAUACGAUCUAUACAGAAGACCCUUGUUCCCGUCUGAUAUGACCAGAAUGAACUAGAAUUAAACACAGCAGCUGAAUAUAGAUAUUUGGACCAAACUAUUCAAAGUAGCAUAGCAAAGCUCACAAUAUUGGUCUAAUUGGGCACGAAUUUGGUACUCUCAUAAACUGAUUAUGGUUAAAUUUUCUAGUUAAUAUCCCCAAACUGAACAUGGUGUCACUCGUACUUCUCUAGUACCAUUCAAGGGGUAGUAAAUCUUGAUGUUUCUCAAAAAAUCUUAAGAUCAUAUUCAGUGGGAAAAUUUUCACUUAACAAUGAACAACUUUUACACUUCUAUUUUGGCAGUGCCGAUGAAAGGUAUUUGUCGAUUUAAAUAAAAUGCAGUGCGUUUGGGUGGAUUAGGCA
Molecule: messenger RNA, 3348 nt
Organism: Suricata suricatta (meerkat)
Lineage: Eukaryota; Metazoa; Chordata; Mammalia; Carnivora; Herpestidae
Gene: DSG3
Product: desmoglein 3
Exons: 15
Coding region: 1-2988 (995 amino acids)
Biological process (GO): homophilic cell-cell adhesion
Cellular component (GO): plasma membrane; desmosome
Molecular function (GO): calcium ion binding
Source: RefSeq, a predicted model, not a curated record